UUCUGCAGUGGUUGGCUUCUUGCCACCUACCUAAUUCAGUGAAAUGAAUACGCUACGCUGAGGAAACAUUGGCUGUAAGAAUUUUCAGCCCAUCUGUAGUGUCAAACCGUGUUACGCACUGUUGCUUUUCACUUUAGCCAUUCGUAUGCACACAGCGCUGACAAUUAUAGCGAUUCUUAACUCAACAUUGUCAACACAACGUUUUCUCGUUUUACAACUGAAGAUGAUGUUUUUCAAGAUAUUAUUUGUGGGCUUAAUGGCCGGGGUGGAAUUCAGCAGCAGUAGUCGAGUCGGCAAGUGGCUUCCGCUGAACAGCAAACGUUCCGUGUUGAGGGACCUUAUGCAUCCACGCAGAAAGCAUGCAAUGAACUACCGUGGUAUCGGACAGAUUGCCAAUACGGAAAUUGUGAUCGGAUCCACCAGCGGUACAAUAGGCCAGGAUGAGCAAGAAUGCCUCCGAGAUCAUCACGUGACCAUUUGGAACGCUGAAUCUCAGGCUGGCACGUAUUACAAGCGAAUUUGUCUGCUGAAUAGAUCAGUGCCAAGCGCAAGUUCACCAACCGGUGCCGAUUAUGAUCCGACCGUCAAGACGUCUGAGGUUGACCCACAAUUCAAGAUCAUUACGGAAGGAUAUUCAGUUACACUGAUGUGCAAUGUGAACACGAGUAGUAGUUUUGAAUGGUCUAGAACCAAGCCUAUUGACAAGUUUAAAUAUAUCGAGUCUACUUCGAGAAACAAUCAGUUUGAAAUAUGGGAAAAUGAAUACCACAAUAUAUCGGAGCUCACCAUUAAUGCGAUUACGUCUGAUGAGUCGGGGACGUACGUGUGCAAGGCAACACGACUUGAUGGACAGAUAAUACGCUUCCAGUACGAAUUACAAACUAUUGUUGCUCCUACAAUCAAGGCUAUCAAAAUCAACAACGUUUCAAUUGGCGAAACCUCAAAAGUUGAGUACAAAGAAUUGACCUCACUCACCAUGAGCUGCGAGGCGGACGGGUCACCAACACCAAGCAUUGGUUGGCAAAAGAUAACAGAGAAGAACAGUGAACUAACAUAUCUUAACUCUUCGGUAAUUGUGUUCCAAAAUUUGACGUCGCAGGACAAUGGAACCUACAUCUGUAAUGCUUCAAACUCAGCCGGUGUUGCUAACAGGACGGUCGGGCUUUCUGUACUGUAUAAGCCUGUGAUUACGACAUCUGCCCAACAAGACAUUCGGAGUGGUAUGGAAGAGGAAGUCCCUAUCUUCUGCAGACACCACGGCAACCCCACUCCAAACGAAACAAUAUGGUACAAAGAUGACUCUGUUCUUUCUGCCAGUCAAUGGUUGUUAAUAACAGACUUCAGUUUACUUGUGAAGAUUAAAUCAAAGGACGAUUAUGGGGAUUACAAGUGUGAAGUGGGCAACUCACAGGGAAAAACUAGUAUGGUUUAUGCAAUUAGUGGUCGCCCGCGAAAGCCAAUUAUACUUAGUGGAAUUACGUCCCAGAAACGAACUGAAUAUCACUUACGUUGGAAGUCCAACGAUCGUUUUGUUGUUAUUACGCAUUUUAUUGUUCGUGUGGUCAAAAUUCCCAGCGAGGAAAACGAUGACAUGAGUGGUCCUCUUGAGGUUCAAAGUAUUCGGUAUGCAGUGACAUCAACUAAACGCCACUUUUCGUUACAUAUACAAGCACUGCGCCCUCUUACUACUUAUACAAUAUAUGUCAAACCGUUUGUUGAUGAUAUUGAUGGUGACGAGGCCUCAAUCACCAUACAAACUUCUCUUGAAGAUUACAACCCUGAAGUGGUAAAAGUUACAUGUACCGGAUCAUCUGCACAACCAAAAGUUCUUCCGCGGGUACAAGAUCCUCGCAAUGGCGGCGUCGACUUGGUAUUGACCAGCCCAACUCUCAUUUUAUCCACAUUCCUAAUGUGUUUUCUAAUUGGUUGCAAGUAAAAUAGCAAGCAGGUUGAUGGAAAGAAUAUUUUAUUGUAAAUUAAAAUGAAAGGAAGAAAGCUUUACGAAGAUUAUACAGAAAUUAUUAUUCGAUUGAGGAUAUAUGAAACACCGGUUAUAAAAGGAUUUAGAAGAAACGAAGAUCAUCAGCAGAAGUGGAGAAGCUACGUUGUUAGUUUUGAACUUGUGGUAGAAAGUAUAAGCCCACCAAUAAUAUCUUAACAGACUGAGCAACUAUAUCGUGUUUUCACUAAAAAAUAUUUUGUACAUGAUCAAUAGAUAAGCAUUGAGUCUUGUUAUGUAAAACUGUACAACGGUUGUCGUGAUAGCCUUUGAAAAUAAUGUGUUUACCCUAAAAAGCUGUAAAGUUACGUAAUUCUGAAAGAAUCAGUUGUAGUUGGCAGAUAGGAACCCACUGAACAACUUGCCUGAUUAUAAAGUGUUAUCCAUUGCUCUUGUAAGUAGUUUUUGAAUAGGCUCGGUAUACCGUAUACACGGUGAUCGCUCAAUUAGUUUGACAGCGAUUAAAUGAAUACUUUAUCUCGGGACUUGUCCUCCGGACAGUGUGGCGAAUUUCUGUAAGAUAUUUUAUGAAACUGGACCAAAAUUGAUGUGAGUUUAAGCGAAAUUAAGUUUUAAGGCUUUACUCAUGUUGCAUACAGAAUGACAAAUAUGUGUCUUAGAAAUAUGAUAUUUUGCAAGUAUAAAAUAAUUAUAAAAUAAUAUAGUAUAACUGUAAUGUAGAGAUCAUGUCGUUCCGAUAAAUGUUGAAUCAGGAAUGCUGAAGAUAUUCAAACUACUGUAGGCCUAUCAUGUUUUUUUUUUAAAGUGACGUAUAAUAUUAUAUAUACAGACUGUAUAUCGAAGCAUUACUGUAAACCACAAGCAUAAUCUUGUUAGACCAACGUACACAUUAUUUAGAAUAACGAAGCUGUUUUAGUAGACUGGUUCUUAAACUUUUUCAUUGAAUUCUGAAAUAGAGCUCCUCUCUAUAUUAUAAUUUUUAAGUCGCCUUGUGUAAGCCCCAUUCUUUGUCAUAUAUGGCUUCACCAGGCAUAUAUCAUUUGAUUAAAAUAUGUACUGAUAGACUUUUAUACAAAAUGAAGUGUAUACUGUUUGCAGAAUAGAAUAAGUCUAAGUUUUGUAAGUGCUUUUUUCCUAUGAUAAAGAUAAGAUAAGUAGUUUAAGAAAUAUACUCAUCGAUUUAGGUAUACAUGUUGUGAAAAAAGAAUCAAUCGAUACAAUUCCAGUACGAAUACAAUACACUAAUCCAAUGUUUGUGUUUUGUACUGUAAAGUUAUUUCGCAUUUGUUGUUGAUGACUCGAACAUAGCUUACGUUCAUAUUUGCCUACGGACAAUAAUAACAAUAAUUAGCACGAAUGUCUCAUCUAAAAAGUCAUUCACCAUUAUCCUAAGUACUGUCAAAAGACAGUUAUCUGAACAAAUUGGAGAAACUCAUUGACAUUGGCGUCAACUGAAACAACCAAUAAUGAACAUCGAUUUUAAUAUAAAUUAUGAUGAAAUUGCAAUACCCACUACUUUAAUUAGAAAGAUUGUACGGUACCGACAACCUUCCGGAGACAACCUAUGUGGCUGGAUGUCAGUUUUCAAGUGUCGUUAUUCACAUGAUAAUCAGCAAAGAAUUAGUACUGUAAUAAAGAGAGAAUUUUAAACAGGUAGCCAUUUUAUAUAAAUGUUUCCGAGAUAAUUACUUGGUAAUAAAUGGAGCUAGCGAAUAACAGUCAAUUAAUCUGACGGUUACGAGCCGAUUUUCAUCACUCAAUCAAUCCAUCAAUCAUACGACUAUGUUAUUUCUAGACGCAACGAAAACUCCUUUACACGUACCUCAGAGAUCAUACAAACAGUUUGUUCAGAGAGAAAAAAAAAUGCCUGAAAUCCACGUAUGAAUAUUAAUUUCGAAUGUAUAAUGUUUUCAGAGUAAACACAUGACGAAAGUAUGGUAAA
Molecule: messenger RNA, 3902 nt
Organism: Anneissia japonica
Lineage: Eukaryota; Metazoa; Echinodermata; Crinoidea; Comatulida; Comatulidae
Product: hemicentin-1-like
Exons: 12
Coding region: 146-1936 (596 amino acids)
Biological process (GO): cell-cell adhesion
Cellular component (GO): cell-cell junction
Molecular function (GO): cell adhesion molecule binding
Source: RefSeq, a predicted model, not a curated record